UGGAGGAAAAUUACGCCGAAAGGAAUGGAAUGGAUAGCUAGUCAGAAAAAUGGCGGAAGUCCAGCGACACAGCUCGGGGAGAAACGCUCUCUGUUUUAGUGUACUAUGGAAGGCGUCUGUCCGAGCAAGGAUGUUUAUCUUUAUUUGCAUUCUUUUAAUCGAACCUGGACGAGCUACAACUCACUGGGUCGUUACAGAGGACGGAAAAAUCCAACAACAGGUGGAUUCUCCGCUUAACCUGAAACACCCACAUCAUCUCGUCCUUUUCAUGCAGCAGGAGACACGUGUCAACUACCUCAAAAAAUUAGAGAAGCAGCUAGUUGCUCAAAAAAUUCACAUCGAAGAGAACGAAGACCGUGACACUGGAUUAGAACAACGUCACUAUAAAGAGGAUGCCGACUGCGUAACGGCUAAAGUUCCCCUUGGGGAUCUGGACCUCUAUGACGGCACCUUCAUAUCCCUGGAGAGCAAAGCCAUCAAUCCUGAAGAUUAUAUGGAUUUCAUGUCACCUUUACCUUCAGACCUGGAAAAGCCCGAUUGUGCAGAAAUUCUGGAGCUUCCCUACAGUAUUCAUGCAUACCAGCAUUUAAGGGGUGUGCAGGAGAAAGUAAACCUCACAUCACCUUUGCUGUCAAAGGAUGACCCUAUCUUCAAUUCUUUAUCACAUAAGCUGGGUCAUCGCAUGGAUGAGGUUGGCCAUAGAAUACACCAAGGUCUUCUGAGGAAUUCCUCCUCCUGGGUGCUUUACAAUUUGGCCUCCUUCUACUGGCGUAUGAAGAAUGAGCCAAGGCGAGCUGUGGACUGUGUCAUCCGUGCACUUCACUUCUCUCCCAGGCAGCACAAGGAUGUAGCCCUCGUCAACUUGGCAAAUAUUCUGCAUCGAGCUCACUUCUCAGCAGACGCCGCCAUCUUGGCUCAUGCUGCCCUGGACCACACUACUGAUCUAUUUACCAGCCACUACACACUUGGCAACAUCUACGCUAUGUUGGGGGAAUACAAUCACUCAGUGCUCUGCUAUGAGCAGGCUCUGCAGGCUCAGCCAGGCUUUGAGCAGGCUCUGAGGAGGAAGCACGCUGUCCUGUGUCAGCAGAAGCUCGAGCAGCGGCUCGAGGCUCAGCACCGGUCUCUUCAGCGUACUCUGAACGAACUAAAAGAGUACCAGAAGCAGCACGAUCAUUACCUGCGGCAGCAGAGCAUGUUGGACAAGCACAAGCUAAUCCAGGAGGAACAGAUUCUACGCAACAUCAUCCAUGAGACACAGAUGGCCAAAGAGGCACAGCUUGGUAACCACCAGGUGUGCCGUCUUGGUCAGCAGCAGUACAGCCUGUUCUGCCCAUUUGACUUACCUGUCCGUUAUCAUCGGGGAGAUCUGUAUGAGAAUGUGCACUACAUCCAGUUUGGUGAGGAGGUGUCCGUAGCCGGCACCGUGGCUCUGGUGUCGGAGCUGAGUGUGAAUGAGAGUCGCAGCCCGCAGCCGUACUCCACCAUGUCUGGAGGAGAUGUGCCAGCAGCACACUGGGACAAGGAAUCCUCCUCUAAUGCUGAAACCCAUGGCAUGCUGUGGCCGAGAAGUUCAGACUGUGCUCAGCGUUUCCCCACCGUUCCCUCUGCUAACCUGCUGCCCACCUUUUUUCUUCCCCCAGAGAGUCAUGGCCUCAGGGUAAAGAGUAGCUUGUAUGUGAACAGGAGUCCCCCAGUCUCUCUCGAGACCCCAGACUGCAGUUUAAAAGCUCAGCCCUUGCCUGGUGACCCUCUGACAUCUGUAGCCUGGUCCUUGCAGGGGAAACAGCUGCCCGAUCCGCACGCUACUCAGGUAUUGCUGAAACGUGGUGAAGGGUGGACUAUGGAACAAAUGGGUGCAAUGAUAGCAAGUACUCUGGAGAAGAUGAGUGUGCCACGGUGGCUUGUUCAGAAUGAGGCAGGGCUCUUUUGGAGAGCUCAGGGAAAUGGUACACAAGCUCUGCAGUGUCUGCGCCAGGCCCUGCACUCAGCUCCACCUCAGCACAAAAAUGUGCCACUAGUCAACACGGCCAACCUGCUGCUCCACUACGGCCUCCACCAUGAAGCCCAGGAGCUCCUGCAGCAGGCCGUGGAGAUCAACGCCUCAGAGCCUCACACUCUGCUGAGCAUGGUGAGUGUGCAGCUCUCUCGAGGGAACCUGACUGGUGCAUUGACCCUGUUCCGGCACACCCUGUCUCUGAGUGGCAGCUGCAGCCAGUGUCGUACUAGCCUGCCUCUGCUGCGCUGCCUGCAGUUCUACCCUUUCCUAUACAAGCUCCAGCACCAGAUCUGUCAGCAUGGUUCAGGUUGUGAGAGAGUAGAGGACAUUGAGGUGGAGGACUGGGAAUCUGAGGAAAGGCAAGAAACGGGAACCACUGAUGCCAUGCCUGGAACUGCAUUGAAGGACUCGCUCCUGUUUGAGAAGGUAGUGGUGGACAGUAAUGGCUCAGGAGAGGUGGGCCAGCAGGAGCAAGGGGAAGAUAAGAAAGGAGGUCUGGAAGGAGAAGAGCAGUGGCAGUUGCAUGAGGAGCUGAUGGGAGCGUUUGAGGGGGCACUGGAUGUGAGUGGGAAGCGUGGGGACCUACGAGGGAUCCGUGUUCUGAAAAACGACAAGGUGAUGGGGGCCAAUAGCGACAGUGCCUGCUUUGGGAACUGUGAGGAUGAUGAAGGAGCAGAAUGGAUCACAUUCCAGGUGAAGCGAAUGCGAAAGCCCAAGGCUGAGGCUGAGAUUUCUGAGAGCUGGGCAGGUGAAGAGGAUUCCUCUCAGAGUGACUCCUCAGCGGCAAACUCCGUCCUGGAGAUCAGCGGUCCUACCAUUCCAUCCCCUGGACCUUCAGAAAGGUGGAAGGACUACAGCAGUAUGGGUUGGCCAGGACCAGAAGAGUGUCAGCGCACACGGCGUGUAGACCUCACUACUGUGGCAAGCACCUGGCUGGCUGUGUCUGCCAAAAAUAUUGACAUCACAGAACAUAUAGACUUUGCCACGCCACUGCAGGAGCCUUCUGCAGAACCAGUGUGCAAUGCUAAUCUGCCUGCCAGCAUGCACACACUAGACCAUCUGGGGGGAGUGGCCAACCGCGGCAGCAUCCACUAUACUGGGGAGAGUCAGCUCAAAGAGGUUCUGCAAAAUUUGGGAAAGGAUAAGUUUUUGCCGCAGUCCUUUGAGCAAGUGGGAACCCGUUUGGCCAAAGUCUUGGAAAAGAACCAGACCUCAUGGGUUCUGUCCAGUAUGGCGGCGCUGUACUGGAGAGUGAAGGGUCAGGGGAGGAAGGCCAUCGACUGUCUGCGUCAGGCUCUAAACUCUGCUCCUCACCACAUGAAGGAUGUUCCCCUGAUCAGCCUGGCUAACAUCUUCCAGAACGCCCGUCUGUGGGAGGACGCACUGACCGUGGCCCGCAUGGCCGUAGAGAUCGCUCCUCAUUUCGUCGUAAACCAUUUUACGCUCGCUAAUGUAUACAUAGCAAUGGAAGAGUUUGAAAAAGCAAUGCACUGGUAUGAAUCCACUCUAAAGCUCCAGCCAGAGUUCGGACCUGCUAAAGACCGCCUUCGUACCAUCCAGUGCUACCUUCUGACUAAGAGGGACAGGCGAGCUCCAUAAAGACACAGGCACACACACACAAACACACACACACAGGGGGCACAUACGUACAUGCAGCUCUAUUUAAAUAGAGAAGUGGGGAAGGCUUUAGCUCAAUCAAUGUUUAUUUUUGCCACAUAUCAUCCAGCGAUUCAGUUAAAACAGAGCGGUUUCUACAGAGUCUUGUUUUCCAACGUUAAAGAAAAGGUUGUUGUAAUCAAUAGAUCAGUAUAUCUUUUUAUUUAUUUAUUUUAUGGAGUCAGGUUUUUAUGUAAAAUUGUUUGCACAGGUUUUUUUUCUUAAAAAAAACAAAAACUGACAAAAUUUGAAAGUGAUCCAGGUUUUUGGAACACAAUUCCACUCCUGAACAUAGCGAGAACAAAUUCAGGUACUUAUUGUUGCAUCAUGACGGUUAAAGAAAUAUUCAGAAUCGGUUGCCGUAAAGCAGGGUUCCUCAAAUCUUUCCCUUGAGGCCAAUCCACUGCAGAGUUUAGCUCCAAUCCCUGAUCAAACUCCUCUACCUGUGAUUUUCUAAUGAUCCUGAAGACACUGAUUAGUGUGCUCGGGUGUGUUUGAUUAAGGUUAGAGCUAAACUCUGCAGGAAAGUGGAUCUCGUGGGCCAGUUUUGAGGAUCUCUGCCAUAAAGGAACAACUUCUGAUGCAUAAAGCACAGCAGGAAGGAGUGUGCGAUUCACUAGAAUUUCUGAACGUUCUAACACGGUUGUGGCACAAAGUCUGUUUAAAAGCCAAUUUUUAACAGAUUUCUACAUCAUGUUACACAAAGCAAAUAUAUCAGUCCUGGAAAAGUUAUAAUGUCAAUAAAGGCACCUUUUGAAAACAGAUCUUCAGCACCACAACAACGUAAUGAUGAAUAAAUAUGGUCAUGGAUUAUAAAGUGUUUUUAAGGUUAGUUUAGUCAGAAUACAAGGAAGAUUAAAUCAGACACUAAACCAGUCAUGACAUGUAUUAGUGUAUCGUACUUGAAACAGCCGUUAAACAGUCACGUUAAUGUAUUUAUUUUUUUUCAUUGCUUCACUGAAUUAGGCAAUAAUGAUGGAUCCAACCUGAUAAUGGCAGAUUGAUAUGCUUUUAAGCAAGCUUAUUUUAAGUAUUUUAAUCGUUCUACUGACUAAGAAAGCGUCAUCUCUGGGUGUAGUUUUUAGUCUAUAUUCUUUUCAGUGUGACUGUAGAUACACUAUUAUACACUACAACAGAUUUAAGGAACAUACAUAUUUGUAAUCCGUAACAAAUGCAUCUCCAUUUAAAGUGCCAAUAUUUUUGAAGUACCCAAUAACAUUGUCAUACGCUGCCAUCUCAGUGUGUUGUUAUAGUAUGACUGACAGUAUUUGAUCAUAUUUUAUUUAUUUUUUUUAGUCAUAAUCAUUCUUGGAAUUCAUGAUGAUUGUUUGCCCUAACCCUACACACACACAGACACACACACAAACACACAUAUAGACACACACACAUCUGUGUUUGUAAAAUGUAAUGCAGCCUUCCAUGACCUCUCUCUAUUUUCAGCAAAUAAUGUUACUGGUCUUAAUCCAUUAAUAAACACACAUUGAUGAUGAUGAUAAUGAGUGAUGAUAAUAAUAAUAAAAUUAAUAUUGUUCAUCUCAAGUGGUUUAGGUGAACCUGAAACAGGGUUAUUUUAAUUCUG
Hemibagrus wyckioides is the source of this 5234-nucleotide messenger RNA. It is a transcript of the gene ttc17, whose product is annotated as tetratricopeptide repeat domain 17. The record is from RefSeq and is a predicted model, not a curated record. The coding region runs from base 50 to 3598 and encodes 1182 amino acids. Gene Ontology annotation, molecular function: protein binding. The transcript is spliced from 25 exons. Gene Ontology annotation, cellular component: cytoplasm; actin cytoskeleton. Lineage: Eukaryota; Metazoa; Chordata; Actinopteri; Siluriformes; Bagridae. Gene Ontology annotation, biological process: cilium organization; actin filament polymerization.